Molecule: messenger RNA, 4334 nt
Organism: Daphnia pulex (common water flea)
Lineage: Eukaryota; Metazoa; Arthropoda; Branchiopoda; Diplostraca; Daphniidae
Exons: 4
Coding region: 268-4272 (1334 amino acids)
Molecular function (GO): GTP binding
Source: RefSeq, a predicted model, not a curated record
CCUUUCUUCUAGAAGUUGUUUAGUCUCUUAGAAGAAUUUGUUUCGUAGACUUCUGAUAUUUUCAACGAAAUUGUUGAUUUAAAGAAUAAAGUUAUUUGUUUGACUUGCACUACAGUUUCGAAAUCGUGGACCUCAAAGUUGCUCUAUUAAACAAUAUCCGUGAGCAGGCUCUGCCGCUCCGUAUCACGCACAACCUAACCUAACCAAACAUUCAAAGACGAAAGUUGAUUGUUUCUUUUUAGACAAUUAAAAAAAGCUUUUUCCUCGAUGGCUGAACCUAUCCGAAUGUCAGCUCUGGGUCGCGAUGCGCAAGUUGGGAAUGUCUAUAAUUACUACACUGACGCCAUAAUUCCAAAUACUGGGACUCCAGCACCAAAAGAAUGCAGGCUGACUCCAAAAUGCAGUAUCUUCUACCAUCAGCAGCCAGACAAGAGUUACGAGCUGGGCAUCAAUUCCCACUUUCAAAAAAGCAUCAAUCGAGGUGCCGUGAACUUGAAUGGACUGUGGUUCGCCAAUUAUCUUAAACCGAACCCAUCGGAAGACGAUGACAUGGCAAAAGUCGACGUCUUCAUUAAAAUCGUUCAACAAACCGAAUUCCUUGAUCAGCAAUAUAUUAAUUCUAAAAUGUACGAUUACAAACUCGAUACCGGUGGUUUAGCGACCCACUUGGUGGAAGAAGUUGUCUACGGAGCCGAGUUCAUCUGUUCCAUGCAGAGGAAAAUCGAUCAGCAGGAAACGAAAGAGAGCGCAGAAGAAAACCUCUUGAGAGAAACCAAAAUCUACUUUGACGAGGUUGUAUCCUCUAAUCCAAUGUUCACGAAACCCCCAGUCAAGUUGGGGAAUGAAGUCUAUUGUAAAAUGUUUAGCAGUCUAUCAAAAGCCAAUCCGGUGCUGGAGGGCCUUUUCCAACAAUCUAUUUCGUGGCUGAGAAAUAAAGCAACUUAUAUGGACAAAGAAAAAUUGAUACCUGUUGAGAUUUUGCUUCGAUAUAUUCCGGAAGAAAUGGAAACUCGACUUCGAUCAGAGAGGAUGAACGACCUGAGAACAGAAAUUGAUUGGCAUCGGAAAUGGAUUGAUAAAGAAAGCAGUAGAAUAUUGAAAAUCGCGACUCUCGAUCGUGUGUUCCCACUCGCAAAAGUCGUAUGUCAAUUCCACGGACUGCUGACGCCAGUUUGGAAUGAGAUCGAGAAAUUUUACGGGAACAUUGUCUUGGGGACAGUAAGCCCUUCAGAUCAAGAAUUAACAGAAUUCCAACUCAUUAAAAAACUACUGAGGGAUAUGAAAGACUGGCUGACCCAACGACCGAAUGAAAUUAAGGAUAUUUGUUCCUUACUCGAUGGUAAGCAAUUGGUUGCUCUAGAUUUGGAACAUAUUCGAACUAGCACAACAAAUAAUGAUGAGCAACUUGUCAAAGUGCAAGUCAAAGUGUUGGUCUUGAAAGUCGACCACAACGAAAACCCGGCGGUAGACUACAUAAUGCAAAAAGUUGUCGAUCUUCAGACAAAGGUUUUGAAGCUCCCGGUUUUUUCAUUAAUCACCAAGUUGCAGGAAAAACUUGUAGACGAAGUAAGGAACAAACUAAACAAAUUCGCAAACGAAGCCGAUCUUAGCGGUUGUCAAAACCGAAGUCCAAGUUACUAUACAGCUCUGGUAUCGAACUCUUCAUUGGAUGAUGGAACAAUAAGAAAUUUUUAUUUUGACAAAGCAUCAAACACAAUAAGUUUUGGUUUAGUGUCCGUAGACGAUCCCAAAAAUUCAUUGGAAAAGCCUCAGCAACAAAAUCCUCCAGAUGGUUUUAAUCUUAUUAAUUCCAUGUUACCUCAGACUCCUAUGACACCAACAGUUGGUCCCCCUUUAAACCAGCAGCAAAUUCAAAUUGAGAACUGUGGACCUUUCUCAGCAACUGCCUCGUCCGUCACCACCAAUACUAAUUUGGAUGACCAUGAAAAUCAGAUUGGGAUGGUCAUUGACGAAUCAUCCGCAUUAUCGUCCGAUUUGGAAAUCACCGAGGACGCCGGGAGCAAUAAUACGACAGCUAAUUCGAAGGAUAUGGUACAGUUUUUUGCGAAAACCGAAACAGAAAAUUCAAACAAAACAGAAAUUGAACCGAAUGCGGCUGCCAUCAGCAGAAAAGCGGAUGCAGAGCAAGAUUUGAGUGUCCACAAAACUGAGAAAAUGAAGGUAAACGAUGUCGCAGAAGAGACGCCGUCACGCACAGCAUCCACAGCAGCCGAUUUCAUCCAAAAGAGUUCUGCUGCUGCUGGAGGGAAGCAAAAAAUAAAACAACACAGUGACAGCAACGAUCGGGAAAGACAUGUCGGACAGUCUGAUCAGAAGCUCGAUCGGUACGAAUCCAAUUCGCAGUCGAAUCCCGAACGUCAUGCCAAAAAUAGGUCCGAUUCUUCAAGACAAGAAGAAGACGGGACUACUCAAGAUCAAGACCAAGACGAAACAAAACAAGUAUGGAUUUAUGACGAAAGAAAAAAUCAAAUGCCACAGAACAAAGAAUUUCCGUCAAAUCGAAGAAUCGCUGAAAUAUUUUCGGAUAAAAGCGAAACAUUUAGCACAUUAAUAAAAAAGGGCCGGCCUAAUGUUUACUUGUUGAAUGCCGAGGAAACGUCAAUUAAUGAGGAUUUUCGGUGGUUCGACAUUGGGCGAUCUAAUGAUUCCACUUUGCCAUCGAAAAACUAUCGUGAUACUAAAAUAAUUAUCUUGAUGGGCGCCACCGGAUGCGGCAAGAGCACGCUUAUCAACGGAAUGGUCAAUUACAUCCUCGGCGUCAAAUGGAACGAUCCCUUCCGCUUCAAAUGUGUCCGUGACGAUGAAACGACCGCCAAGAACCAGGCACAUAGUCAAACGAGUACAGUAACGGCCUACACUCUUCGCCACCAUGACGGGAUGGCCGUUCCGUAUUCGAUCACGAUUAUCGACACGCCCGGCUACGGUGACACGAGAGGAGUUCAAAGGGACAAGGAAAUCACGCGCAACAUCCAUCAAUUUCUGACGCAACAGGGCGAAAAUAGUGUCGACCAGAUUCACGCCGCAUGUUUUGUUGCCGCUUCCGGCGAUAGCCGAUUGACGGCCACCCAGCGCUACAUCAUCGACUCGGUUCUUUCCAAUUUUGGCAAAGACGUCAAGGAGAACAUGAGAUUGUUGGUGACGUUCGCGGACAAUGCCGAUCCUCCCGUCGUCGAGGCCUGCCUGGCUGCCAAUUUUCCCGUGACAUCCGCGUCGGCUGGAAUCACCUACAGCAAAUUCAACAGCUCCGUGCUCUACGCAAACAACGAACAACAAGGAGACGACGAUUUCUGUUUCGACAAAUUAUUCUGGGACAUGGGACAAGAGAAUUUCGACAAAUUUUUCACCAUGUUGGAGAAUAUGAAUGGUCGCAAUCUAAAAUCAACGCGAGAGGUCAUUCAGCGACGAGAUCUCCUGGAACAGUCGCUCAAAGACAUCGAGCAGGAGCUGGAAGUCUGUCUUGUUAACAUUGAAAACAUAGAAAUGUUUCGUAGGAAAAUGAGGGAAUACGGCCACAAGAUGGAGACCAACAAGGAUUUCGUCGUUGAGAAAACGGAAAUGCGGUAUGUGCAGAUUAAAUGCGACAAAGGAUUCAAGGCUUACAAUUGUCAUCGUUGCAAAAGAACUUGCGAGCCGCGCGUCAAAGUAUUCAAGAAAAGAGCGUGCACUAGCAGCAAUUGCCCAUGUCCCAUUACUGAACAUGACUUUCAAACGAUUGAAUGGCAACCGCGUUCGGUGAUGAUCAAAACGACUCUGUUGGAUAUGAAAGCCGAAUACGAAUCGAAUUAUGAUGACAAAAUGACCACCGAGCAACUGCUUGCUAACUGCCUGACUGAAUUAGAUGUAACCAAAGCGAAAGUAUUGAGUCUACUUGACCAAGUGGGCAUCAAUGCCUGUAAACUAGAUUCGACAGCUCUGCGUUCAAAUGCAUUAAGUCCGGCCGACUAUCUCAGCCUGAUGAGAAGUCGAGUCGCCGAGGAACAAGCUCCCGGUUAUCUAACACGAUUGGAAACGUUAAAGGAGCUGCAACAGAGGCUGGCAGGAAUUGUCCCCAAAAGACAAACGCAAACGUUCACUACGCCCGGAUCACGUCGAGAAGAAAUGCCCAAGCAGCACAAUUCCCCAAUCCGGCAAGAGAAUUGUUGGAAUGAACCCAAAACUGAUCAACAAUCCGAAGUAUACCAACAAGAGGAACCAAAAGGCGCUCCCAAACCUAAUAAUAAAUUUCUUGGUAUUUUUCCAAAGUGGAAAUAGAAUAAGCAAAUAAGUCUCGUUUAAUAAAUCAAAUGCAAGAACAAUUCUGAAAUUUAUAAUAU